This is a messenger RNA of Daldinia loculata, 1816 nucleotides long. Its product is annotated as protease prsW family-domain-containing protein. Gene Ontology annotation, molecular function: peptidase activity. The transcript is spliced from 2 exons. NCBI's taxonomy places the organism in Eukaryota, Fungi, Ascomycota, Sordariomycetes, Xylariales, Hypoxylaceae. Bases 743 to 1717 code for a protein of 324 amino acids. The record is from RefSeq and is a predicted model, not a curated record.
AAAUAGCGAGGCGCUUUGGCGGAGUGGUUAACGCGAUGCCCUGCUAUAUUUUCGAUAUACCGGUAGGCAUUUCCUUCGGGAGCGCAGGUUCGAAUCCUGCAGGCGUCGCUUCUAACAAAUGUCAUCAAAUUUCAUUUUUUACCUUUUAUUUUCAAUGGAUGGUUUCUUCUUCUUUUUACUCGUUCACAACUUCACAUUCCGUUUUAUAAGGCAAGCAACUUCAUUUCUAGUGUCCAAUUAAUUAGUCUAGGGAGGAGCGAAGAUUCUAAUCCCCGACUUAAUAAUCAAUCAUUUUUAUGAGAAGACCCGAUAAUUCUAGUUAACUACUGUUUCUUUUAUAGGAUCUUUUCAUUUCGAAGAUCACGAUGUGUUUCUUAUUAGCGAAGAGAUAAACGAAUCACGUAGUUGAAUACGGCGUAUAUGCACACUCGGUUCUCAGCGAACUCAUCACGGUCGCAAUCUGAUUCGCUUAACAUGUUGAAAUUUCAUCAUCGGUCUUUAGACGACAAUACUUCGCGAUAACAUAUCUUCUCAUCUUGGGAAUAAAUACCAGGUCAAUUCCGGCGGUUAUGUUUGAUACUCGUGAAUUCUCAUCAGUUCAAUUCCUCAUCUAACCGCCUACAUUCACGGAUAGCAACAUCAAUUAGAAAGCCCCUGAAAAGCCCCCUACCCGAGAUACUUAUCUAUAAUCCCAGUCAUCGCGGCAUUUCUUAGGGAUAUCCACCUAUAAGUGCCAUUGACGAUGGGGGCAAAACCUCAGGCUAUCGAGGUGCCGAGUAAACUUCAGUUUUCUCGCUCCACGAGAAUCCUACUCUGGGUCAUCCUACCGGCCAUCUUUAUCGCUCUCGGUAUCUCAUCACCCCUGACGGCGCUGCUUUCCUUGUUCGUCCUAACCCCGACGUUCUUUCUGCUACGGUAUGACCGCGCGCGUCCCGUAGACCAAAGGACGGAUAUCGAGACCUUCGUUUGGACGUAUGUGCUCGUCGGCACCGUUGGCGUUUUCGCUGUCAUUGUUGUCCAGUCCCUCUUAUUUUACCUAUUCAGCUAUGCGCUGUUCCCGUCCUCGGCGCCUACCAUUCUCGCCGAGUUCGCAAGGGGUGAGGGUGAAGUCGCUAGCCUAAAUGCCGAGACGUUAGCUGCGAGGAGACAGAUAGCCGGUAGUUGGCAGUAUUGGGCCUUCAUGUUCUUGUUUGCGUACUUCGGUGCUAGUAUUCCGGAAGAGCUUCUCAAGUAUUCUGGAUUGGUAUAUGCUCGACGUCGGGGGCGCAUUACGCACGAGCAUAACUAUAUUACGUUGGCAGCUGCAGCCGCUCUGGGCUUCAGCACCUUCGAGAACAUGGGGUUCAUCUAUGCUGCCGUGCAGGAGAAUAAGGGCGUUGCGCAUCUUGCGUUAGCCAUUGUUGAGCGCGUACUUAUCGGUUCGCCCAUGCAUCUCAUGGGCGGCCUACUCAUCGGCCUAGGCACCGCCGGCCGGGACUUCCGCGGGAAAACCUCGAGUCUAGCACAUAUCAUAGGUCUUCCCGCCCUCAUCCACGGGGCCUGGGACUUCUCCCUAUUUGGCACCAGUGCCUUAAACGGGAAUGUUGGAUGGAUCCACCCAUACGGAAAGUCGUUACUGGUUGUUCUCGUUAUUGCUAUCAUCGUCGAAGGUACGCUGCUUCUCGUGGUUCGGAGACGAUUUGCUACCUGGAAUUCUCAUGAGAGUAAAACGAAGUAGAUGGCCCACGAGGGGGAAUGUUAGUGUACGAAGGAGAAUGUAUUUUAUCGAUAGACUCAGCUCAGUACUUGAAUACUUAAAUGAUACCCUGCUCCUUAU